This is a messenger RNA of Scatophagus argus, 3684 nucleotides long. RefSeq names its product signal transducer and activator of transcription 3 (acute-phase response factor) (gene stat3). Gene Ontology annotation, biological process: regulation of transcription by RNA polymerase II; growth hormone receptor signaling pathway via JAK-STAT; defense response. Gene Ontology annotation, molecular function: RNA polymerase II cis-regulatory region sequence-specific DNA binding; DNA-binding transcription factor activity, RNA polymerase II-specific. NCBI's taxonomy places the organism in Eukaryota, Metazoa, Chordata, Actinopteri, Scatophagidae. Bases 266 to 2620 code for a protein of 784 amino acids. The record is from RefSeq and is a predicted model, not a curated record. The transcript is spliced from 24 exons.
UGGAAAGACUGCAAUGUAGGAGAUGGGCACGGUGAGAGGGUCUGUUCGUGCGUUGGAGAAGUGUUUCUCGUGCUGACUAGAUAAUAUACCGAGUUACUAUCUAUUCUCUGUUUUAUCCCUCGCUUUUGUAUGUUCAUUUUUUACACAAGUCGUUACUGACUGUCAUUGUCAGUGUUUUUUAGGUAGAAAGCGGUACAAUUUUUACGGAAAAAACUUUCUCCAGGAGUAACACCGCGCUAGUAGGUUUGAGGAGGUGUAUGUCAGGAUGGCCCAGUGGAACCAGUUACAGCAGCUGGAGACCAGAUAUCUGGAGCAACUGUACCACCUGUACAGUGACAGCUUCCCCAUGGAGCUACGGCAGUUCCUCGCCCCCUGGAUUGAAAGUCAGGACUGGGCUUAUGCUGCCAAUAAGGAGUCACAUGCCACACUGGUGUUCCACAACCUCUUGGGGGAAAUAGACCAGCAGUAUAGCCGUUUCCUGCAGGAGAACAAUGUUCUCUACCAGCAUAACCUGCGCAGGAUUAAACAGCAUCUGCAGAGCAAGUAUUUGGAGAAGCCAAUGGAAAUUGCCCGCAUAGUGGCCCGCUGUCUGUGGGAGGAACAAAGACUGCUGCAGACUGCCACCUCUGCUGCACAGGAUGGCCAGGCAGCCCAUCCUACUGGGACUGUAGUGACAGAGAAGCAGCAAAUCCUGGAGCACAACCUUCAGGACAUCAGGAAGCGUGUGCAGGAUAUGGAACAGAAGAUGAAAAUGCUUGAGAACUUGCAGGAUGACUUCGAUUUCAAUUACAAGACACUGAAAAGCCAAGGAGAGUUGUCCCAGGACCUAAAUGGGAAUAGCCAAGCAGCUGCUACCAGACAGAAGAUGGCUCAGCUCGAGCAGAUGCUCAGCGCCUUAGACCAGCUCAGGAGGCAAAUUGUGACAGAGAUGGGAGGCUUGCUGACGGCCAUGGAUUAUGUGCAAAAGAACCUGACAGAUGAAGAACUGGCAGACUGGAAGAGAAGACAACAAAUUGCCUGCAUUGGAGGUCCACCUAACAUCUGCCUCGACCGCCUCGAAACAUGGAUCACAUCCUUGGCUGAGUCUCAGCUCCAGAUUCGUCAGCAGAUUAAGAAGCUGGAGGAGCUUCAGCAGAAGGUGUCCUACAAGGGAGACCCCAUCAUCCAGCACCGGCCUGCCCUGGAGGAAAAAAUCGUGGACUUGUUCAGAAACCUGAUGAAGAGUGCUUUUGUGGUGGAAAGACAGCCUUGUAUGCCCAUGCAUCCAGACAGACCGUUGGUCAUAAAAACAGGUGUGCAGUUCACAAAUAAAGUCAGGUUGCUGGUCAAGUUUCCUGAACUCAAUUACCAGCUGAAAAUUAAAGUUUGCAUUGACAAGGAAUCUGGAGACGUGGCUGCAAUUCGAGGGUCACGAAAGUUUAACAUCCUCGGUACCAACACAAAAGUUAUGAACAUGGAGGAAUCCAACAAUGGCAGCCUGUCAGCAGAGUUUAAACACUUGACCCUGAGAGAACAGAGGUGUGGUAAUGGUGGCCGGACCAAUAGUGAUGCCUCCCUGAUUGUCACAGAGGAGCUCCACCUUAUCACCUUCGAGACAGAAGUCUAUCACCAAGGCCUAAAGAUUGAUCUGGAGACUCAUUCCCUGCCUGUUGUCGUCAUUUCGAACAUCUGCCAGAUGCCCAACGCCUGGGCCUCCAUCCUGUGGUACAACAUGCUCACUAACCACCCAAAGAAUGUGAACUUCUUCACAAAGCCUCCAGUGGCGACAUGGGACCAGGUGGCUGAGGUGUUAAGCUGGCAGUUUUCCUCCACCACCAAGAGAGGCCUGACCAUUGAACAGCUCACCACACUGGCUGAAAAAUUACUAGGGCCUUGUGUCAACUACUCUGGCUGUCAGAUCACUUGGGCCAAGUUCUGUAAGGAAAACAUGGCUGGAAAAGGCUUCUCCUUCUGGGUGUGGUUGGACAACAUUAUUGACCUGGUGAAGAAGUAUAUCCUGGCACUGUGGAAUGAAGGGUAUAUCAUGGGCUUUAUCAGUAAGGAGAGGGAAAGAGCCCUUCUUAGUCCAAAACCUCCCGGCACUUUCCUGCUACGCUUCAGUGAGAGCAGCAAGGAAGGCGGCAUUACAUUUACAUGGGUGGAGAAAGACAUCAGCGGAAAGACCCAGAUCCAGUCAGUGGAGCCUUACACCAAGCAGCAGCUCAACAGCAUGUCUUUCGCUGACAUCAUCAUGGGCUACAAGAUUAUGGAUGCCACCAACAUCCUGGUUUCACCACUUGUGUACCUCUACCCCGAAAUCCCCAAAGAGGAAGCUUUUGGGAAGUACUGCAGACCUGAAGCAGCUCCUGAACCUGAGAUGGGAGGAGACUCCUCAGGCACUAUUCAGCCAUACUUGAAGACAAAGUUUAUCUGCGUUACCCCGUGUCCCUCCGUGUUCAUGGACUUGCCGGACAGUGAGCUGCUUGGGAACGGAUUCCCAGGCACAAACUCUGGAAACACCAGUGACCUGUUCCCCAUGUCACCUCGCACCCUUGACUCCCUGAUGCACAACGAAGCUGAAGCUAACCCAGGACAUUUGGAUUCACUCACUUUGGACAUGGAUGUGGCAUCACCCAUGUGAAGAGAUUUGUCAAGUUUCCUCUUUUUCAUUUUCUCUCUCACUUUGGGUUGGUGAUAAGAGAAUUUGAUAAUGACUUCUUUCUCCCUCUGUACACAUGGCCUACCUGUACAGUUUGUGUCUUGUCCCUGUAUAAAAAUGACUCACUUUCACACCAUAGGGAAUUGUAUGAUUGUGAAAGGUGUUCUUCCAUAAUGACUCCGCACUUACUGCUCAGAACACCCUCCUCCCAUUCAGUACUUAACCAUCUUCAUACACGUUGGAAGUACCUUUUAAGUAUCUGAAAUUGUAUUUUUUGAAAACAUUGUACAACAUUGAAUUUUAAAAUGGUUAUAAAUUAAUGUGCUCUUUGAAUAAGAAAAUGUAACGAGAAUAAUUGUUGUAUAAGCUAUGCCACUUUUGAAUUGUGCUUUGCUUUAACUGUUUUUAUGCAUCUUUUUCAAUGUGUGCUGUCACAUUUUUAAUCCCUGCCAAAUACAGUGUCAGAGGUGUUCCACGAAACCAUUUAAAAUUGUUUCAGUUUUCUUUUUUUCCUCAAAAUUGAAUAUUUUCUGUAUUUUUCAGAGCCAUUUAAAAAUCUGCAGAGAGAAGAAAAGACAAAUAUAAGACGUUUCUGUGGUUAUUUUCCUGUAAACCUUUUGUCCCUGAUAGUGUUGUGGGAAAUGAUGUGUUUUAUGUCUCUGCCACUUAAAUACUGUAAUUUGUGGUCAUAUGAAUUGCACUUGCUUUUGAAAUUAGUAGUUUUAAUAUCUUUGUUGUGUCUGUAUUCACCUUGUAUGAUCAGAUAUGUAAUGUAAAUCAUUUCAUGAACAGUUUAUUUUCCAAAAACGUGUUACUAAAACAGCCGUGGAUGUUUGACAAAGAUAUUUCAGUCUAACACAGUAAAGUAUGGAGUGGUUGACUUUUAACAUUUCAUACAGCUGAGCAAAGUCACUAAAGUCAGUUUAGUGCAGGCCACAUUUGUCUGUCAUGCUAUCAAAUAUUGAUUUUUUUUUUUGUUUUCUGUAAAAUAUGCUGUAAUUAUUCAUUAUUUGAUAGAAGGCAAUAAAAUCAAGUUAGCCCUAAAA